This is a messenger RNA of Paramormyrops kingsleyae, 4474 nucleotides long. RefSeq names its product voltage-dependent calcium channel gamma-4 subunit-like. Gene Ontology annotation, molecular function: voltage-gated calcium channel activity; channel regulator activity. Gene Ontology annotation, cellular component: postsynaptic density membrane; AMPA glutamate receptor complex; voltage-gated calcium channel complex. NCBI's taxonomy places the organism in Eukaryota, Metazoa, Chordata, Actinopteri, Osteoglossiformes, Mormyridae. Gene Ontology annotation, biological process: regulation of AMPA receptor activity; neurotransmitter receptor transport, postsynaptic endosome to lysosome; positive regulation of synaptic transmission, glutamatergic. The record is from RefSeq and is a predicted model, not a curated record.
AUGCCGUUUGCAAGGGAGCGACAGAGUAUCGCUUCAAAUAUAAUAAAGGUUCGCAAAAUGAAAACCUAUGGAAUGCAAUCAAUGCCACUAUAUAAUAAGUUAUCUGAAUUAUAAGCGAUUGCAGGACUAGGUCGCCGCUGCCUAGGAAAAGCGCCAGAACUUCCAUGGGGAACAUGAAGGAGGAUAACCUAAAAACCUAAAUGCUUUCAAACGAAUCGGUCCGAGUAGACGCUAUGAGCGGGGAUUCCUCGCCGUGAUGUUCCUUAGAGUGUAGACCGGCUUGGAGUGUUAUGAGGCGCCAUGGCGUGGCGUGAUCUUGGGGUUCAGAUGAUUCUGGCGACCGCGGGGGCUUUUACAGCUUUCAGCCUGAUGACUAUCGCUAUAGGCACGGACUACUGGCUUUACUCCCGAGCCUACAUAUGUAACACCACCAACACCAGCGUGGACGAUAUCCAACCAAAGAAAACCAAAGGCGAUCUUACGCAUUCCGGGCUCUGGAGAAUCUGUUGUAUCGAAGGUAUUAAUAAGGGGAGCUGCUAUCGGAUCAACCAUUUCCCCGAUGACAACGACUAUGACACGGACAGCUCAGAGUACCUGCUACGUAUUGUUCGCGCCUCCAGCGUGUUUCCCAUCCUCAGCACCGUCCUGCUGCUGCUGGGCGGCGUGUGUGUAGGAGUGGGUCGUAUCUACGGCAACAGGAACAGCAUCCUGCUCUGUGCUGGCAUCCUCUUUGUGGCAGCAGGUCUAAGCAACAUCAUCGGCAUCAUCGUCUACAUCUCCAGCAACACCGGCGACCCCAGCGACAAGCGCGAAGACGACAAGAAGAGCCAGUAUAACUACGGCUGGUCCUUCUACUUCGGCGCGCUCUCCUUCAUCCUGGCCGAGUCCAUGGCCGUCUUGGCCGUCCACAUCUACAUUGAGCGCAACAAGGAGCUGCGUUUCCGCACGCGGCGCCGCCACCCCCACAAGUCCGCCUCGUCCUCGUCCUCCUCGCCGUAUUCCCGCAUGCCCAGCUUCCGCUACCGCCGGCGCCGCUCCCGCUCCCGCUCUCGCUCCCGCUCCACCUCCCGCUCCCGCUCCACCGAGCCCUCCCGGGAGCCCUCGCCCGUGGGCAUCAAGAUAGCCGCUCCGCCUGCAGGGGGCGACGUCUCCAUGUACACCCUGACCCGGGACCCGCUCAAAUCCGGCACCGCCGCCUCCUACAGUCCCGAGCACGACUCUGACUUCCUGCACAUCCACAACUGCUUCCCAAAAGAUGUCAACGACACCCUCAAUAAGAGGACGACACCUGUAUGAAGCACCCCCCCCCCCAUAUUAGGGCCAAUUUUUAAACCUGGCACUAAACAAACUUGUACUAAAGCUGAAAAUCAACACUCCUUUGCAGUAUUUAAAACGCCUCUCCUGAAUAACUAAAACGAGGAAGCCUCCUCUUACCUCUGCCACACGUAAACCCGGAGUGCAGGUGACCUUUCUGGCCUGUAGCGGCCUGUAGUCUUUUAUAAUUUAUUGAAAAGCUUACCUGUAUUUUCUGCAGCGAACCAGAACAUUUGUGUAGAUUUUCAUUUUUGGUGCCACACUGUAUUGUAACAGUACUUUGUUUCCAGUAUUUCUGAUAUUUUAAUUAUUCGUUUUCUGAUCUUCUGCUUGUUGCAGUUUCUAACCCUGUGACUUAUUUGCUUUGAGUCCAGUCACUCAGCUUUGUACUGUGUUCUAAUGAAUAUUUUUAACAGACUCCAAUGCAGCGAAAAAAAUCCUCCCCCCCCCCUGCCCCCAUUGUUGCUGGGUGAGUACAUGAGUACAGCACGCCAUGCCUGUCUCGUCUGUUUACAGCCACUCUCACCUUUGCACAUUCAAGUUCUUCCCGUAAACUACCCAUGAUGCUCUUCUGGAUAAGAGUUACACCCUCAUCUGAAACUUUGUUACAAGGAAAUCUCAUUUCUACAAGUCCAGCCCUUUUUUGGCUCAGGGAGGGAACAGCUCGAUUCUGGCUAGAUAGAUUUCUUUUUUAGUUAAAAAAAUAUAGACCUGUUUUUUUUUCCCCAAAAGGAGAUGAUGUUGUGUUAGAGAUUUCUACACUUCUAUCUCUAUUUUGGCGUCAAGGAGCAAAGGAACAACGUAAUUUAACUCUGGAACUCUCUCAUGUCCGUCUGACUGUAAAGGUAUAUAUAGCAGGAUUCGUUAUUUAGUUAUGGUCAAUUAAAUGCACAUUUGCUUAAUUCAUUAAGUGUGGAAGGCACUCUGCUGUUAUUCACUACCCUGCUCCAUUAUUUAACAAACAAGUUAACUGGUGAUUACAGGCAUCCAGAUAGACAGCCACCCAGAUGUGGUCAGCUAAGGACCCUCAUGCAUCCCGCCGGACAUUCAGACAAUCGGCACUUUAAACGUGAGCCGUCCCGCGGCCUAGUGCCACGGUGGAAGAGGCCCAAUCCGUGCUUCUGUGAGUGGAAUCCAAGGGGGCCGUGAUGCUCGACCCGACGCGAAGCGCCGAAGGAUGGAGAAUGAGGCUGCCAAAGACGCUGGCUCAGAAAACGCGAGUGAUUCUUCACUCGUUUCUAAGGAGGCAGCGCAGAGGCCAGCAGGUGUCGGCUCUCGAACCCAAGGCCCUGGGCUUGUUUUUGGUUCUUUCCUUUGAUGAAUACUGAGAACCUUUAUUUAUUUAUUUGUUUCCCUUUGCAAGCCUUCGGAGGGCUGCCUGAUGCGGAGGAAGAGCGCUCUUUCCAGGCUUUGAGUAGUAGACACGCACUGCAUUGCUGCCUCUCACAUCAGUGAGUCCAUAUAGGGAAGAAGGCACCGUGAACCCCUACCCCCUCCCACCCCCAAACUGCAGCACCUGCGCAGCCAUAAAUGGCGAGAUAACAAAAGACAGUCUGAACAGAGCUGUCAGUCUGGGAGCUGGGGGCAACUUUGAAGGGCGUGAGUCUGUCUGUGUGGGUGUCGGUUCACGAGGGGCCGGAUCACAUGCCUCCUGCAUCCCCAACUUCCAAAGCACAGUGUGGAUGAGCAGCCAGUGAGACAUGCUCCCCCCCCACCCCUCGUCUGUGUCUCUGCCCAUCAUUCAUUCAGCCAUCUUAGGUCGACCUAGACCACAGGAUAUUGUGUGGGCUCUUGCACUACUCCUUGUUGAUUUGACAUUUUUCUGGAUGUGGCUGGAAUGUAGAUCCUUCACCUAUGAGUGCUGCGGGUUGCGGUGUGAUCAUCUGUCCUGAUGCUGCUUCCAUUAGUAUACAAAUCCCCCGCUACUACAACCUCGGGAUCUUAACUGUCUGACAGCGGAACUUCCUCACUCCAAACCCAACUCAUGUCGCCAACAAGACGGCAGCUCUGGCGGAUGGCUUCAACUCAGCGUCCCUCAGAAAGCCAGCAGCCAGGACUUGGUGAUAUUUGCUGGUGGAUUUUUUUUGCUGGGGACAUUAUUUGCUGGAGGAUGUUAUUUGCUGGAGGAUGUUAUUUGCUGGGGACAUUAUUUGCUGGAGGAUGUUAUUUGCUGGGGACAUUAUUUGCUGGAGGAUGUUAUUUGCUGGGGACAUUAUUUGCUGAUAGACGUUAUUUGCUGGGGGACUUUCUGUGUUACAGCUUCCCAAAGCCAAAGCACACUUUCACCCUUUGGUUUUUCAGACCUGCACCGUAGCUAGAAGCAGAUUAAGACUCAAUGUGGACUGGUGCCAUAAAUAUCCUUGGUGUACCGGGAUGGCAUGCUGUACUGUGUGGGGUUCGAGGGGCCAGCAGUACCCCGGGGCAAGAUACUUAGCCUGACUCACUUCAGUGAAAUAUUCAGCGAUAUAAAUGGUCAAACAUGUAUUCUGUGUACGUCGCUUUGGAUAAGGCCUGUUUGCUAAGCAAAUAAAAGCUACAACAGAGCUUAUCUAGAUGGAGUCCACAAAGCCAGUCAUUAAGUCUCUUUUAUAAACACGUACAACGAAGGACUCUGUCUUUUAUACACUGUAAAUAGUAUAAAAAGAGAAUACAUUUAUGGCUUUAGCAAUCAUGUCUUAUCAAGGCCUUACCGUUUCAUCAGAAAUCAGGGGACGAGGAAGGCAUUAAGAGCAGAACAGUAAUUGUAAUGUUGUCACAGUUAUUUUCUUUUUUUUUUGUAAGCUUUCGACGUUGAAUACCAAGACCCUUAUUUUAUACAACUAAAAUAGAAACUUAAGGUUCAAUCUGCUUUCUGUUUACCUUGAACAAAGGAUAUCUAAUGUACAUGAAGUCUUACUAUAAAACGAUGUGUCAUAGGUGGAGAAUAUAAUAUUUCAAAGAACUGGUGUCAUCCUUAGAUGAUACGUGUUACACAUGUAUAUAUGUUGUGUUUUUGGAUAUUUAAACUUAUUUUGUGAAACAGAAUUGUUUAUUUUUUGGGUAUAUUGGUUUGUGUCAGUGUUGUUCAGCUCAAGUGUGUCACCAUACUGCUGUCCACACAUUUCAAUUAAAUCAGGGGCACACUCCUUUUGGUGUGUCUCUGGAGGGUUUCUGUCCUGAC